Molecule: messenger RNA, 1095 nt
Organism: Exophiala mesophila
Lineage: Eukaryota; Fungi; Ascomycota; Eurotiomycetes; Chaetothyriales; Herpotrichiellaceae
Exons: 3
Coding region: 1-1095 (364 amino acids)
Source: RefSeq, a predicted model, not a curated record
AUGUCAAUUCUGCAAAGCAUCAAACCAUUCUGGCCGCUUCUGUUCACAUUCGUCCUGCCACGGGCCAUCAAUUACUAUCGCGUGGUUAAAAUUGCUAUCCGGACCAGGCCGCCUCCGAGACCACUCCCACAACAAACUAGCCACGGACUCAACGUACUCUUCGCCUCCAUAUGCAUAUCCAUCUAUCUGUCAUUGCCGCUCCUAGGCAAGAUUGAAGAUCAUAAUGUCUUCGUCGUCACUCAGUCUCACUUUUCUCAGCCCACUGAUAUUCUGUUCCAACGCCUGGCGCUCAUGCGAGAUCAUGGAAUCCUGACACCAAUUGACGAGGAACUCAAGUCGAAGCUUACUACUCAAUCACUUCGCCAAUUAUACCUCCGCUUUGGCCCUUCAACUUUACUUGACUGUACAUUCUGCCAUCCAAACGACGCCUUUACGUAUCUCUUGUACCACCUACCGACCAACAUACUUCUCCCGCACCUCAUUCACAUCCUGGCGCUUGGUGUUGCCACCUCUGAGUCCGUCUCUGGGGUCGAAGCUCGCCACUGGCGACGGUUGAGUCUCAUCGGCGCCGUGAUCUUGUUCUCGCUCGACAUCUGGCAGGCCGUCACCUAUACACCCGUCACAGCUCCGAUGACCCCUUCUCCGGCCGGCACGUUCUGGCUCGCCUCAACCCUACGCUACCUAUCAUUUUCCCUCUUCGAUGGCCUCGUCGCCUUUCUUAUCUAUGCAUCAGCCACUGGCCGGUUCCUCCUCUUCAGUGCUCCAUCGUCGGCAGAUCCCACACUGGCAAAACGUCGCACCGAAGAACUCCUUACGAAGAUGAACCUGGCCUUGCAGAUGACGUCGAACAAUCUCAGGGCGUUUUCGGUGGUGAGAAAUGCCGUUGUCAGGGACAGCAGCCUCAAAGCCGUUGACGACGAGUAUUGGCGGACCGUUGUGGCUAUCGAGAGCGAUGCCGCCACUGACGAGAGCCUUUUUGAGGAUGAAGAAGUCCAGGCUGCAUUGGCAAAGGUCUAUGGCACGGGCAAAGUCGACGUCCAGACUAUGAGGCGGGAGGCUGAUGCCUUCGUCAGGAACGUGACUAAGGGCCUUUGA